Columba livia (rock pigeon) is the source of this 1810-nucleotide messenger RNA. Its product is annotated as acrosin. The record is from RefSeq and is a predicted model, not a curated record. The transcript is spliced from 8 exons. Gene Ontology annotation, biological process: proteolysis; acrosome reaction. Gene Ontology annotation, molecular function: serine-type endopeptidase activity. Lineage: Eukaryota; Metazoa; Chordata; Aves; Columbiformes; Columbidae. Bases 185 to 1621 code for a protein of 478 amino acids.
CCCUCGGGCCGGGUCGGUCCGUCACGGCAGGUCGGUCCGUCACGGCGGGUCGGUUCGUCACGGCGGGUCGGUCCGUCACGGCAGGUGCUGUUUGCUGGUCACCCGGACUUCCAUGGGUACUGCUGUCCCUGCCAGAUUCCUCUCCCCAGCGUGACCCCAACUCUUCUGUCAAUUAUCUGUGAUUAUGGCCACCUCUCACACCAGUUCCCCUUCACCACCUGUGAAAUCUGGUGCUGGACUAGCGGAAUGUCCACAGAAGACAAGUUGUCCAGUCGAAGGCCUCUUGUCUGCUCCAAGCAGGCACCCAGACUGGCUCUGCAAACGCGCCCGGCUGGCUCCCCGUUCCUGCCAGGGCUGCCCUGCGCUGCUGCCUGUGGACACGGCUCUGCUGUGCGGACGUAGCGGACAAACCGAUGAGAGGCUGACACAGGAUUUACCCAAGCUGUGGAGAAUGGCCAGCGUGCCCAGCACCCAGAACCAGCAACUCUGUGACAUCAGCCCCAGGGCCACGGGCACCGCGGGCAACGCGAGAACUGCGGGCACUUGGCUGCUGCACGGGUGGCAACGAGCCCUCGGUUCCUGCGGCUGCCGCGUGCCACUGGCAGCCAUGAACCUGCUGCCGCUCCUCGUCCUGCUGGCCGUGUGCUGGCCCGCGCACGGGUGGGACAACUGCGGAACCUGCGGGCUCCGGCCCAGGGCUUCUUAUGGCUCGACACGCGUUGUGGGUGGCACGGACGCCCAGCCGGGGGCCUGGCCCUGGAUCGUCAGCGUCCAGGAACUCUGGGAACAAGGCGCAGCGCACAAAUGUGGAGGGUCCCUCAUCAGCUCACAGUGGGUCCUCACAGCAGCCCACUGCUUUGUCACGGUCAGGACCGACGCGAUGUGGCGAGUGGUGGCCGGGACCACCCAGCUGUCCCGGCUGGGCCCUGAGGCCCAAGUGCGUCACGUCAGGCGGGUCCUGUCUCACAAAUAUUAUGACUAUGGAACGCAGGAGAAUGACAUUGCAUUGGUGGAACUAGACCACCCUAUCCAGUGCAACGACUACAUACAGCUUGCUUGUGUGGCCGACACCACAGUGAGAGUGUCCGAGCUGACAUCCUGCUACGUCAGUGGUUGGGGUUCCACGUCCGCCAGAAAUGCAAAAGCCAGUGAUGUGCUGCAGGAGGCCCAGGUCCACCUCAUCGACCUGCAGCUCUGCAACAGCACGUGGUGGUACGGAGGGGCCAUCCACUCCCACAACGUGUGUGCUGGCUACCCGCAGGGCGGCAUCGACACCUGCCAGGGGGACAGCGGGGGCCCUCUCGUCUGCAAAGACAACAACGCUGAGUACUUCUGGCUGGUUGGAGUGACCAGCUGGGGGUAUGGCUGUGCCAGACCCUUCCAGCCCGGAGUGUACACCUCCACCCAGCACUUCUACGACUGGAUCCUGGUGCAGAUGGGGCUGCACCACGAAGUAACCUCUGCUCCAACGCCACAGCACUUUGUCACCUCAGCCCCCCCCCAGACACAGAGGCCAACACAGGGCACAUUUAAGCCCUGUCCAUAUCCAGAGAACAAGUUGGUGGAAUUCUUUAAGAAGCUGCAGAAGCUCCUGCAGUCCCUUAAGAAAAAAACUGCCUGAUCAGCAGGAUGGACAAGAUCCAGAGCAGGCUGCAGCGCAGCACAACUGUUUCCUUCUGGGCCAUGUCUGUGGAUCCAAAGGCACCUCAGUGCCCAAGGCCACCUCUGUCCUGCCCACUCUCUGCUGAGUGCACUCAAAUGCUGAAGCUGACUUAGUUCUUGAAAUAAAGUGUCCCUUUUUCACAGCUAA